Messenger RNA from Perkinsus marinus ATCC 50983, 1272 nucleotides. RefSeq lists its product as hypothetical. The transcript is spliced from 11 exons. Lineage: Eukaryota; Perkinsozoa; Perkinsida; Perkinsidae. The coding region runs from base 1 to 1272 and encodes 423 amino acids. The record is from RefSeq and is a predicted model, not a curated record.
AUGCCCUUCGGCGGGCCUCAGGGAGGGUACGUGCCACCUCCUUCGCUUCCUCCACGCCAGCAACAACCCACUCUACCACCCCCCGUGCCCGUGGAUGAGAAAUUCUCAAAUGAGUUGCAGGCCGUGGCGGACAAAUAUCACCUACCGGAAACGACAGCGAGCCUGAGCCCUCAGCUAGCUGCUCGUUAUGGAGCAAUUAUAGUGUCAUUAGCAGGCGGGGUGCCGGCUAGCGAUGACUCGAUUAAAGAUGCGGCGGCAUGGCUACUAGAGAACCGCCAGCAGACCAGUGCCAUUGCUUCGUCAUUGCUACGGUCGAUGCGGACGCCUAAGGAUGGCCACCAUGCUAUGAGUAUGCUCUUUGUUAUCCAUGAGGUACUGCAGCGAACGAGCGGUCCUCAAGGGGUAGUGGUACGGGUGCUAUUAAAGAACUACUUGCCGUGGAUGUGCCGGGCUGCCUAUGGUGCUUGUUAUAAUAGAAACUCUCGGAAGCCUGGGGUAGCUAGACAUAGAUCCUGGGAUGGACAACGGCAGAUCUUCUCUCAGCACGACCUCACUCCACAGCAGAAGAACGUGACUCGGCUGAUCCAAAUAUGGAAGGACCAGGGUGUCAUUGACGUCGGUGAAGCUAGAGACUUUGAGAGGCUCGCUACGGAGGAACAUGCAUUACCCUCAGAGAAGUCCGACCCGAAAGCGGCAGCAGCGGCAGCAGCAGCGGCGGCCAAGGCUAAGCCCAAGCCUCCUCCACCUCUCCAAGGGUAUUACUCUGAUCGGCCAGCUACUGCCGAAAAUGUAUCAGUAGGAGUCCUGGCAUCCCUCGUAAAGGCCUCAGGACGGCGGGCAAGGGAACAACAGGUUGCCGUUGUACCGUAUACACCCCUAGACCCAGUAGUGUUGGCGAUGGUGCCGCAGUAUCUAGCAGCAGAGCCUCGGCCGUCGGAGAGGGCAGUUGCGCUCAUUGAGUCCCUCAUACCAUUGAAGGAUGAUGACGGCGACACGGAGUCGGUAUCAUCACGAAGCAGUAGCCCUUCGAGAGGCCAGUCGAGGUCGGCAUCGAGGUCCAGCUCGAGGAGCCGGGAGGAUACCCCACCUGCGAAAAUCCCACGUCGAUCCAAUUUCUCGGAUGCCCCCGUUCCGGUGUCGGACUUUAACAUUUCGGACCCUGUAGAGGCCUUCAGGGCGCGCGCUAAAACGAAGUACGUCAAUAUGUGUGAGCACAAUCGGCGAGUGAGCCAGGAGGCUGCGGAGAGGAUAGUGCAUAGCAGUAGUGAAUGA